This is a messenger RNA of Helobdella robusta, 2481 nucleotides long. RefSeq lists its product as hypothetical. NCBI's taxonomy places the organism in Eukaryota, Metazoa, Annelida, Clitellata, Rhynchobdellida, Glossiphoniidae. The coding region runs from base 1 to 2481 and encodes 826 amino acids. The transcript has a single exon. The record is from RefSeq and is a predicted model, not a curated record.
AUGAGUGAUGAUUAUGCCUACGACGAUUACGAAGAUUACGGUGAUUACGAAGACGAUUACGGUGAUUACGACGAUUACGGUGAUUACGACGAUUACGGUGAUUACGAUUACGGUGAUUACGAUUACGGUGAUUACGAUUAUUAUCCGGAUUACAGUUACGGAGAUUAUUAUCCCGUCAGUGAAUGGAGUAAGUCUGCCACGUCCAAUCGCAAAACGUUUGGUGGCUCAAGAAGUUCAAGGAGAAGGUCAACAAGAAAAAGAACCACAUCGAGAAGGUCGCAGAUGGAUGAUCUAGCUUUGUACGACGCCUGUAGGUCGCUUCUCAAUCGAUACGAUCGUCGGGAUCUAUUUGGCGGAUUCGGUUGCUACAAUCCCUGUUGCAAUCCCUGCUGCAAUCCUUGCCUCACUCCCUGCUGCGCUCCCUGCCAGCCUGCCUGUUGCGCUCCCUGCUGUACUCCGUGUUGUACGUCGUGCUGCACUCCAUGCACUUCUUGCGCCCCAUGCACUUCUUGCAAUCUAUGCACUCCCUGCAAUCCAUGCAACCCGUGCAAUUCCUGCAAUGCAUGUAAUCCCUGCAACUCCUGCAAUCAGUGCAAAUCCUGCAACAAGUGCAGUCCGUGCAAAUGUUGCUGCGAGAAGAAGAAGAAGAAAUGCGACGCGAGGACCUGCCUCACCAAGCUCAUACCUCACAUCGCCAUCCUCAAGAAAUUGAUGGGCAUGGCGAACGAGCCGCAGAAGCAAAUCAAACUUCUCGAGAACACCAUCCAAGACCAGAACAUCAACAUCUGCACGCAAGCCAAAACAAACCAACUGCUCCAACAAAUUCUGAUGCAACUGCUCCACAAAGACGCGAUGGGUUACCUGAACAGCAUACCGGGCUACACAAAUAUGUUUCAAACGACAGAUAACAACGGGCUUCCAGUAUACUCACAAUCUCAAAACUUCACAUAUCCGAACGGCGUACCAUCUCCAGAUGGGUCCGGAGUAUUCGCUAACGGUUCUGGAUCCGGUUUGAAUUAUUCGACAAACUGCGCUCCAACAACUUGCCAUCCGUUUAAUUUCAAUUCCCACGCCACGAGUCAGGCCUCGCUUUUGAACCACCCGCCAUCGAGUUCCAGAGCAGGUCGCAAACUUAAAGAAAGUUGUUCCCUGUCGAAUUAUUUGAACAACUGUCACCCUAGAGAGUGCUGCAGUGCCUUGGAUUCGGACGACUGCUUGCUGAAUGCACUGUGCAAGAAGUUGAUGAACAAGGACUGCUGCGCAAACAAGGACAACGACUUCCUCAUGGGGAAUCAGCUGGCAAUCAAUCAGCUGAUCAUCAACGCGUUGACGGAUAACAACCAGAUAAUCAAUGACCAGCUGUUGAACUUCAAACUGAUCAGCGAUUUUCUGAUGUGCGACAACACGUGCCAGUGCAACAGCAGCGACGCCGCCACUCUCAACAGCCUCCUACUUCUCAACCCCAAACAACAAAACGACAACAACAACGUGGAAAGUCCUCAGAGUGAAUCGAGUUUGAAAAAUAUUCUAGCAGAAUUCCAGUCGAAGGCAUUGUUGAACCCAAACAUCAAACAGACCCAACAAAGCAACGCCCAGAUGAAUGCAGCGAACAACAUUUUCACCGCAAUGGCUUGCCCGAGAGAUUCGUACCGACAGAACAGAGAGACUCCGUGCACAUCCGAGUCGGUGGUUAGCAGCGACGCAGAAUGCAAAUGCAAUCCUGUCAACGAGAACAUCAUGCGCCUACUGGACACUCUCGAAUGUUGCAAAAUGUCUGCAGCUACGACGAGCAACAACAACGCUAACUUAGAAAAAGCCAGCCUGUCUUUAUCAACGGAAAGUUGCAUUCGGCAGCCGACGCCGACGAUGAAGGCAGAUGACCUCAUGAAAAUUUUAAACGAUCGAGUGACAAAGCAGAGUCUGAACUCCUACAUCAGACACUUCCAAUCAUCCAAUCAAAGCGUUGAAAAUUAUCCAAAGGAUCAUGUCUUCCCCUGGCAGAAGCACAUGAAACGUAAGCUGAUUACGCUUGAAGAAGAUGAUGAUGAAGUGGGUAAAAAAGUAAAAAAAAGACAUGAAAAAAAAACCUCAGACCACCACCAUCACCAUCAUCAACAGCAUCAUAAUCAGGAGGUAGAGCGAGAUCUCACAAGUUGUAAAAAACAGAAAAAAAACCAUCAUCACCAGCAUUACGAACAACCACAACAGCAGCAAAAAUUCAAAAACUUCGGAACCAGAAGAUGCACGUGUCCACAUAACGCCGAAUCAAAAUCUGUCGCUUGCAUUGCUUCGAUAAACGGAAAAAUGAAUCCAUCCACCAGACAUUUCAGCAGUCUCCAGUUCGGCUUGCAAUCUAAAUGCCACUCUGACGAGGACCUAAAGAAUGCAGUUUCCGAGGCUAAAGUCUUAUCUGAUUUGAAAAAGUUGGAGAGUAACAGGCAAAAGAGCAAUCGUUUCAGUGGUGGGGUGGUUCAGAAGUGA